GUACAGCGUUGUCUCGUGGACCUCAUCACCAAGCCAGCAGCGGCCUCCUUGUCGCAGAUUCGCCGUUGGGCUGGCCUGCCAAACGAAGGGCCUUUGAUCGACUGUGCCUGGAUCUUUGACAACGCACCCGAACUGCCAGCGCCGCUGAUCCACGCAACUGAGUUU
Molecule: messenger RNA, 165 nt
Organism: Symbiodinium sp. CCMP2456
Lineage: Eukaryota; Dinophyceae; Suessiales; Symbiodiniaceae
Source: the annotation of a GenBank genome assembly